Messenger RNA from Uranotaenia lowii, 2547 nucleotides. RefSeq names its product zinc finger protein 62-like. Gene Ontology annotation, cellular component: nucleus. Gene Ontology annotation, molecular function: RNA polymerase II transcription regulatory region sequence-specific DNA binding; zinc ion binding; DNA-binding transcription factor activity, RNA polymerase II-specific. Gene Ontology annotation, biological process: regulation of transcription by RNA polymerase II. Lineage: Eukaryota; Metazoa; Arthropoda; Insecta; Diptera; Culicidae. The coding region runs from base 149 to 1348 and encodes 399 amino acids. The record is from RefSeq and is a predicted model, not a curated record. The transcript is spliced from 5 exons.
GUAACAUUUUAAGUUUGUUUAUAUUUCAAGUUUUGUUUAUAUUUCAUAUGCUAAACAAGUGAAAUCUUAAUAGUACAUAGAGAUUAACAAAUAAGUAAAAACUGAAUAGUAAACUGCUAGAAAGCUGAACAAGUGUGCUGAAGAAGCAAUGGACCUCAACUAUAUUUUAUGUCGUUUAUGUUUGGUGCAAUCUGAAGAAGGUGAAAUGAUUGUUUUGAACCACCACACCAAAUUUAUCGAGUCAAUUCUGCAGAUAACAAGUGUAAAUGUUACACCUAUUGAUGACCGGCUGAUUCACAUGUGCUCAACAUGUCUAGAAACACUAGAAAAAUGUAUUGAAUUCCGUUCAAAUUGUAUUCAAAAUGAUAACUACUUUUAUAAACUGUGCUCAGGGGAUGUUUUCAAAUCCUCGGAUUUUGAUAAAAAAUCCGUGCAAUUGUCGAGCAAAAAACCAGAAAUAAAACAAGAAAAAUCAUAUAAUGACUCACAUUGCGGCUUAAUAUCGGAGGAAAAUUUUCCAGAAGAAAAUUUGAAAAUAGCAACGCAGCAAAAAUCGCCAGAAUUCCGUUCCAGUUCAUUCCAAGAAGAGUCGGUAUUCAAUAACGCUGAUUUUAUAGAUCACGAUUCAAGUGAAAGUAUGCCGGAAAAGCCUAAGAAAAGAAAAACAUUGAAGGUAAUAACAUCGACAAAAAAUCCCAAAAAGCGAGGACGAAAACCUAAAAUGCAGAACGAACUGGAGCAGUCUUCAAGCGAUAGUAAACGCGCCAAGCAAGAAAGUAAGAAAAUGCAAUGUGAUGUAUGCGGAUUGUUCCUAGUACAAGCAAACUUGACCGAUCAUCGACAAACUCACGAUCCGAGCCUAUGGACUCACGAGUGUUCGUUCUGUUCAAAAAUAUUUUCUAACGCAAAGAGAUUGAAAUAUCACAUCAAUUCUAAACACACGCGGGAAAAAAAAUAUCAGUGUGAUAAAUGUGAUAAAUUUUAUUAUAACGCUGGUUCGUUAUGGCAGCACACCAAUGCUGAGCACAGUGGAGGAAAAAAGUAUCAAUGCAGUGUAUGUGGAGAAAAAUUUGCGCACUCUUCUGGAAGGGAUCGUCAUUUUAUAAAUCAUCAUUCUUUUGCACGUCCUCAUGGAUGUACAUACUGCGAUAAAACGUUUAAAAUAAGGAGUGAACUGACGCUUCAUAUCAGAACGCAUACAGGCGAAAAACCCUUCAAAUGUGAUAUUUGCGGAAAAGCUUUUGCGAAAAGCUAUAAUGUUGUAAUCCACAAAAAGUCACAUCAAAAUGAGCUCCAACGUUCAGCUACCGCUUCAGUUUCAAAUCAAGGGAAAGUAUCUCAAAUUUAAAGAAAUAUUUUUUUCAAAUAAAUUAAAUAAAGCGUUUUGUUUAGAGGCAGCGAUGACAUUUAAAACAUAUAUGAUUUAGUUUGAAUCUAAUAUCGUAUUCGUUUUCUCCCCGCGAUCAGUGCCGCAAUCCGUCAGCCAAAAACGAAGAAAAUAAUCGUCAGUGUAUAACUUCCUCAUUCACUCACACGCUCAUUCGCAAUACUUACAGAAUCUUCAGGUUACCCCCGUCACUUUCAAUUCAAAUCUGAUGCAUUACUGGUGCCAAACUGAAUAGAUAAACGAACACGAUAACAGCAGUCGUGCAACACUGGUGAUGACCUAAAGGAAAUCUAGUACUAAAAGAAUACGCUAUAAGAAUCUAGGAGUUCUUACUUAUGUGCAUGAAUCAAAGCAAUCGAAAGAUUCCUUUUAAUUCAACCACGGUAGAUGAAAAGUUCAUAUACCGGCCAAUCGAAAACGCUCACUGAAGAAUGUAGUAAGUGUUCAACUCCGCUUCUCGCUAGAGAUCACCCACCGAGCUAUGUUCGGUUGUGACUGCCCGAUGGGCCGUUUCGUCGUGACUGAGGGGAGAUGCUCAAGCCUGCUCUGAGAGGAUGUGUCGAUACAUCCAUACAUCCAUUCGUGCCCCACACAGUAAGUUGCUAUCGAAAUACCGGUAUAUGAACUUUUCAUUUACCGUGGUUGAAUUAAAAGGAAGCUUUCGAUUGCUUUGAUUCAGUUGAAUCAUUCAACCAAGUAGGCUCACAACACAACAGAGUUCUUACUUAUCGUUUUUCUUCUUAACUAUAUUUGAUUUACAAAUAUGUUUUUUAUGGGCACACAGUUUUGAAGAAUGAAUGAUCCCAUAGAUGUUAAAAUCCCAAUGAUCAAAUUAAUAAAAAAGCACAUAGUUUGAAGAACUGCCAAUAUAUGACAAAUACCUUAGUAGGGGAGUGCGAUGACAUUUUUUAUCUAGGGUGUCUUGACAUCACAGUUAUAUUUCGUAAUCAGAAUCUUUUGCAGUUGUCUUAUAUUUUAGAAAUAGGUGAUAAAGGAAACGAAACAGCUAUGCUGUCCACUGAAAAAAAAUAUGGAUGGAAUCAAUUUAUAUUUUUACAAAAAAUCUCAUGAAAAUUGAAUAUAAUGUCACAAUCAAAGCAGAGUAUUUGAAUUAUAGGGUACCACGCCGGGCAUGAUGACGUAGUUGUUAUAAGAUUCUU